AUGGCGACUCAUCAGCUCUUGCAGACUAGGCAAAAGAAAAAGUCCUCUAAGGAGGCGGUGCUGUUGCCCAGCAGAGUCACGACUCGGGAGCAGUCCGUGGUGCUGCUGAAACGUCUCCUGGCCAUCGGCAUGUCCUGCAUCACCUACAUGAGGGGGCUCUUCCCCGAGAGCUCCUACGGAACACGCUAUUUAGAUGACGUCUGUCUAAAAAUCCUCCGAGAAGAUAAAUGCUGUCUGGGAGCGAAGCAGGUAGUCAAGUGGAUUCAAGGUUGUUUUGAUGCUUUGGAGAGGCAGUAUUUACACAUUGCUGUCCUCACAUUUUACACCGAUCCCAAGGAACCGGAGACGGUGACUGAACUCUAUCAAUUCAAGUUCAAGUACAAAAAGGAGGUGCCCCAGAUGGACAUCAUCAGCAACCAGGUGACCCUGGUGGACUGGGUGAGCAGUGAGGACCUGAAGCAGAGCAGCAGGUUCCUGAUCCGCAAGCUCUACCUGCUGCUGCAGAACCUGGGCCCCCUCCCCAACGACGUCACCCUCACCAUGAAACUCCGCUACUACAGUGACGUAACUCCUGAAGAUUAUCAGCCCCCUGGCUUUAAGGAAGAUGUCAGCCCUCGUGACCUGUUUUUUGAUGGUGAUCCUGUCAACCUGAGAGUAGGGUCAGUGUCCACUGGCUUCCACCUCAUGAAAAUGAGGGUGACAACUGAAAAGAAGAGAAUAGCAACAGCUGAGAGCAACAUGAUCCAGGAGAAUGGCCCUACUGAGAUCUCCCAUCGAGGGUUAGACUCUGAGGAAGAGGAACAGGAAGGAAGCACAAAGAAUCACCCUCUCCCUGUCCAGGCAGAUUCAAGUGAGCGUGGAGAGAACAAAAGUGACACCCAUCCACACUGGAAAAGGGAAUCCUCUUCUUUCCACCUUCAGGAUACAGGUAAAGGGCCAAAGACAGGAGUAAAGGGGAUGGGCAGGAUUCCUUGCUCUAGGGAAUCUCAGCAGAUAAGCCACCUGAACCUUGCCUUUAGCCAGGAAGAGGUAAUAGGACCCAAGAAGAAAAGGAAGGUCAGUGAACCAGAGAAGCUGUUUCUGGAAGGCAGGAAAUGA
Messenger RNA from Merops nubicus (carmine bee-eater), 1098 nucleotides. RefSeq names its product HORMA domain containing 2 (gene HORMAD2). Lineage: Eukaryota; Metazoa; Chordata; Aves; Coraciiformes; Meropidae. The record is from RefSeq and is a predicted model, not a curated record. The transcript has 12 exons. Bases 1 to 1098 code for a protein of 365 amino acids.